Messenger RNA from Styela clava, 427 nucleotides. NCBI's taxonomy places the organism in Eukaryota, Metazoa, Chordata, Ascidiacea, Stolidobranchia, Styelidae. The record is from RefSeq and is a predicted model, not a curated record.
ACUUUAUCAAAAAAAAUUAAAGAAAAGAACGAGCAUGGACAACAAAACUUCAGGUACUCCAGAAAACGGAACUACAGAGUUCAAACCUAUCGUGAAAACAUGGAUAAUGAGAAUCCUGGUUGUUUUAAUCAUUGCUGCUGCGAUUGGACUUCCUUUGAUGUUUGUUCAGACAAACAGAAAAAAUCAAAGUAUCAUCGAUGAAAAAGAGUUCAUAUAUAAAGAACAGAUGGACAGAAUUAACGGACUCCAGGAAAAGUUGGAAGAACUACAAACAACCUACGAAGCAAGUCAAAAUUUAACAAGGAAACUAAAGCUUGCUGUCGAUGGAAUCAAGUGUUGUAACAUCGAAUGAUUCAUUCACACGAUGGUAUCCGAAAUAUCCAAGAUCGAGUCAAUCGACAAAUAAGACAACAAAUGUUUAUAUCGU